UAAGAAAAUGUAAAUGAUUAGUAUUAUGUAUGAAUUAAUGAUUUAGUACCCCUGUAUAGUAAUUUUGCUAAAAUAACAUCGGCGUAAAAUUUAUGAAUAAUGAUAGGCAAACGCAUAUAUCAUAUCUAUAAAAUGAUUUAUAGCAUCUGUAUGGCAACGUAUACUAGCCAGCGGCACCAGCACCUGAGGGGGAAACCUGUCGAGUCAUCCAGCGCGGCCCACCUCGGGCUGUUUGUGCAACGGUUCUUUAGUUCCGUCAAUGAGAAAGACACCGGCGGUGAAUCUUAAUUCUGCUUUUAACACCGAGAGAUGUAAAGGUGAUAUUGAAUAACCCGGAGGGAGCUUUACAGCCGACAGGUUAGCCGAUCUUACUCACUCCUCAGGUGUUUGAUAAGCCCCGGGGCUGGAGAGUGGUCACAGUCCCCUGCCUCCUCCCUACAUCCCCUCCCAGUCUACACUUUUGUUGUUGACCAAGGGAGGCUGAAGGAUUUUUUCACCUUACGAUUUCUUCUUAUCUGGCUCAGUAGGUCUUGCUACUAACCUUCCACGCCCCCUCUGACGUCACAAAUCACCAUCGUAUAUAAGGGCGACUCCUCAGAUUGAUGGCACACCACAACUCAGGCUCUAAGUCACUGAGUUCACUGAACAGCCUCCGCAGUGAUCCGCCAGUGUAAUUAAAGCAAAUUUCGAAUAAGCACUAUAGUUUCCAAUUCAUCUUGCACAUUCGCCAUGUUGUCGAAGUUCGUAUCAUUCUUCGUGAUUGUAGCUUUGGUGGCUACAAGUGCCUACUCUCUCGACCUCGACUUCAGCUCCAGUGACUUGUAUGACGAAGAGGGUCGUCUUUUGGUUAUACCAGUGGGAGGAACUACUGCCACUACUGGACUUAGCUUAAAUAUUACCACACUUGCGGCCCUCGCCUCUGUCCUGGCAUCAGGCCUUGUCACCCUUCUGGGUUUAGGCGCUCUCGGAUUCCUCCUCUACUCUCUCUUUGCGGGGGGCUUUGGUGGUUCAGGGUAUGGUUCAGGAUCAGGAGGAUACGGCGGAAACGGCGGAUAUUCCUCAUACUCUUCGUACAGGCGAUCCUUCGAUCCCUACGCCAUCGACUGGGAGAAGUUCUCCAUCCUCGACUGGAUUGCCAUCGGUGAAGAAGCCUGGAGGAAGUUCGACCCUGCUGAUCUCGAAUGCCAGCAGCGCCUGAUCUGCGAAAUCCACCAGAACACCUCCCGCUUCGGAUCCCCUGCUGCCCGCCUAGUUGACCUCUUCAGCUAUCUCCAGUACGCCGAGGUCCUCUCCCUUCCCGACGAGAUCAAGGCGCUGAUCGAAGAUUACAACGACGCCGCCGAUCGGGGACGCAGUCUGCAGAAGGAAUGUGGGGAAAUAUAUCAAACAUGCGAUUUCUCUGUAAAGAAAAUAAUGGACAAGUAUUCGCAUAACGAAGUGUAAACACUUACGGGAGAAUAUGGCUCAAAAACCUGGGUGAAUGACUUCAGCAACGAGUGCCUUUAUGCAGGGCCUUGAAGUUGAAGCAAACCUCCAGGCAAAACCCGUUUAAAGGAAGAGGUCUAGUUAUCAUUCCAAGAAGUAGCUUGGGCCUCACACCUUGACCAGAAGCUUGUCUUUUAGACUACGUCCUGUCUUGUUUUUAUCUGUAUUUAAAUAGCAUUUGUUGUUUUGUAUUUAAGAUAAUUUAUUGACUGUGAUGACUGCUAUAACGGAAAGACUGAACCACCGCCAUAGACUUAUGACGAAGCCGCCUCCUACGGAUGACUUAUUAUAUAAGACUUAUAAUGACUAUUACGCUUUACUUUGUAAAUACGUUUUGUUAUACAUAAACGACAUCACCUGAAUUUGAUUUUGACUCAUGGAACACCUUGACUCAACCUCAUGAGUUGAUCACAACACAGACUAACAAUAUUACAGUUAUACUGACCCCUGACUACCGACUUCAAUCUCUGAAUGUAAAUUUAUAUAUAGAGAAGACUGUAUAGUUUUGUAUAUGCAAUUACUUUAUAAGUAUAUAUUUUUAUACUUUUGACUUAUUGUUAUGUAAAAAGACAAUAGCGACGUGUAAUGAAGACUUUUCAGCUCCUGCGGAGUAUUUUCAGGGAACAAACGCGAGAAGACUCGACCACAUGGCCUCUCAGGACCAAGACUUUCAGACCGACAAUGUUAUGUUGAUCUUUGUGACGCAUUGUCUUUGCUUGUUCGUUCUAAGCUUUUAACACUGCUGGUCAGUGUGUGUAUAUAUAUAUAUAUAUAUAUAUAUAUAUAUAUAUAUAUAUAUAUGUAUGUUUGUGUGUGUAUGUGUGUGUGUCUGUGUAUGUAUGUUAAUAUCUAUGCAACUUUGUAUAAGUAUGUAUGUAUGCAUCUCUGUAUGUCUGUAUAAUUUCCUUACUGCUGCGUAUGAAAUAUAAGAUAUACAUUUCUGUAACUGUAACAAUUCUAUAUCUUAUGAUAUUAACAUGGUUUCUGAAGGCUAAAAUAAAUUAUUACAUCAUGA
Messenger RNA from Penaeus chinensis, 2500 nucleotides. RefSeq lists its product as uncharacterized. The coding region runs from base 730 to 1443 and encodes 237 amino acids. Lineage: Eukaryota; Metazoa; Arthropoda; Malacostraca; Decapoda; Penaeidae. The record is from RefSeq and is a predicted model, not a curated record. The transcript is spliced from 3 exons.